Messenger RNA from Condylostylus longicornis, 631 nucleotides. Its product is annotated as coiled-coil domain-containing protein 86. Gene Ontology annotation, cellular component: nucleolus. The transcript has 3 exons. Bases 57 to 560 code for a protein of 167 amino acids. The record is from RefSeq and is a predicted model, not a curated record. NCBI's taxonomy places the organism in Eukaryota, Metazoa, Arthropoda, Insecta, Diptera, Dolichopodidae.
UUUAUUUGGAGAUGUACUACUAGUAUAGUAUAUCUCGAUAAAAUAGUAUUUAAAUUAUGACCGAGGAAAACAAAGAUGUUGAUUCAUUGGAUAAAGAUAAUAAGAGCAAUGGAAAUAAUGAACCGGUGAGCAAUAAUAACACUGCUUCAAAUAUCACAAAACCUGAAAAACCUCCUGCGUCCAAGAAGACGAAACUAAAAAAAAUAGAACAAAUCAUACCAAGAGGCAAACCAAAAUCUGGUCGUCCAUGGAAAGAGCCUAGAACAAAGUUUUCCACAAUUAAAAAAUCAAUAUAUCGUCGUCCGUUUCAUAAAAAAGUUGAACUCCGAAAUGAAAUUCAACACAUUAAACAAAUAUCCAAAUCAAUUAAAGAUGCUAAGAAAGAAGAAAAAGAAAUUAGAAAACAAAGAAGAUUAGAAAAUGCUGAAAGACGUUUAGCGAAUCAAAGAAAAUCUGAGGUAGUUCAAAUAAUCAAAAAUCCCAACAAAAUAAAGCGUAUGAAAAAGAAGCAUUUAAGGAUGAUUGAAAAACGAGAUUUAGAUAAUGUUAAAGUUGUUUAACAAUUAAAUUUGAACUUGUUCAUUUUUUGAUUUUGAAUAAAUAAAAUUAAUGAAAUUUUAAAAAAAACACA